Durotheca rogersii is the source of this 3234-nucleotide messenger RNA. RefSeq names its product chromosome segregation protein. Gene Ontology annotation, molecular function: small GTPase binding; nuclear export signal receptor activity. Gene Ontology annotation, cellular component: nuclear envelope; cytosol. Gene Ontology annotation, biological process: protein export from nucleus; protein import into nucleus. NCBI's taxonomy places the organism in Eukaryota, Fungi, Ascomycota, Sordariomycetes, Xylariales, Xylariaceae. The coding region runs from base 319 to 3192 and encodes 957 amino acids. The transcript is spliced from 7 exons. The record is from RefSeq and is a predicted model, not a curated record.
GAAUGGAUCAAUGUCAAUAAAAAAAUAAUAAAAAAGAUUCGAAGAAAAUUUUGAUUAGCUAAGGCCUACUACGUAGUGAUGCUUGUUGCUGCUGCUACCGCUGCUGUUCCGACAUACCUCUAGUCUUGCAGUAUCCAAAUAUUCCCCAACUACAUCAUACACCUACACGACUACAGGACAGCCCGCCCUUCAAAUUACACCUCUACGUACUCAUACACGGACCCGAAUACUUGUCUCCUCACUUCCUCUCCCCCCCUCCCGCCACCGCCACACCCUUCGUUGGUUUUUGCUCCUCGUACACGACGCAGAGCUGCCAUCAUGGCCUCAGAUCUGGGCCAGAUCGCCCAGCUACUAGAUGCAACUCUCGACCCUACCAAGUACAAGAAAGCCGAGGGCAAGCUCAAGCUCGAAGAGAAAAAGCCCCAGUUCGCGCUGCAGCUGCUCAAGAUAGUAGCAACCGAAAGCCUCGAAACCAAGAUCCGCCUGUCCGGAGCACUCUGUUUUAAGAACUUCAUCCGACACAACUAUGUGGACGAAGACCGAAAUUACAAAAUCCCUGUCGACGAGGUCGGAACGAUAAAACAGGAGCUUAUCGGGCUCAUGAUCGCCUGUCCCGCCACCAUUCAGACGCAGCUGGGAGAAGCCAUAAGCAUAAUUGCCGACUCCGACUUCUGGGAUCGAUGGGAUACCCUCGUGGCCGACCUCGUAUCGCGCUUCUCGCCCGACAACUUCAAGAUCAACAAUGGGGUGCUCGAAGUAGCGCAUUCCAUCUUCGCUAGGUGGCGGCCGCUGUUUCGUUCCGACGACUUAUACGUGGAGAUCAACCAUGUGCUUAGCACGUUCGCUGUACCCUUUCUCACCCUACUGAGCGCUACAGAUCAGCAGAUUGAGGCCCAUAGCAACGAUAAGGCGGCCUUGAAAGGGUACUUCGAAACGAUGAGUCUCCUGAUCAAAGUCUUCUAUGACCUAUCUUGCCAGGAUAUGCCGCCGCAAUUCGAAUCGAAUUUACAGCACAUCUCCACCCUGCUCCACAAAUAUUUGGUCUACGAGAACCCCCUUCUCGCUACCGACGAUGAUUCGGAGGCGGGCGUGGUUGAAAUAGUGAAGGCCGACAUCUGCGAAGCUCUGGAGCUCUACGUUACGAAGUUCGAUGACGAUUUCGGCCCCUACACGCAGGUGUUCGUCUCCAGCGCGUGGAACCUGCUAUCCGCGAUUGGGCCGGAGACUAAGUACGAUAAUCUCGUCAGCAGAGCCCUACACUUCCUCACAGCGAUUGCCAACACCACGCAGCACUCGGGCGCCUUCAACGACGAAAACGUCCUAGGCCAGGUUGUAGAAAAGGUGGUGUUGCCUAAUGUCGCGCUGAGAGAAUCCGACGUCGAGCUGGUCGAGGACGAGCCGAUCGAGUUCAUCAGACGCGACCUCGAGGGUUCUGAUACGGAUUCUCGGCGGAGAGCCGCCACAGACUUUCUUCGGCAGCUUCAGGGCAGAUUUGAACAGCUCGUCACCACCGUUGCCGGUAGAUACAUUAACCAUUACUUGGAACAAGGCAAGACGAGCUGGAAGGACAAGGACACGGCCAUCUCCCUCUUCCUCUCCAUCGCGGCCAAUGGGGCUGUGACGGCGACGCACGGUGUCAAGACGGUCAACCCUCUAGUGAACGUGGUCGACUUCUUCCAGCUGCACGUCGCGAACGACCUCAUCUCCGAUAGCGUGGAGCCGAUCGCCAAAGUCGACGCGAUCAAAUACUUGUACACCUUUCGCAGCCAGUUGACGAAGGAACAGUGGCAGGCUGCGUUCCAGCCGUUGAUUCAGAACAUGGGCUCGUCGAACUACGUCGUCUACACGUACGCAGCGAUCUGCGUCGAGCGACUCCUCUAUUUGACCAAUGAUGCCGGGACGCGCAUAUUUGGCAGAGCCGACAUCGAGCCCUUCGCGAAAGAUCUACUCGACCACCUAUUCAAGCUCGUAGAAAAAGAGAAUUCUCCAGCGAAGAUGCAGGAAAACGAGUUCCUUAUGCGCUGCAUCAUGAGGGUACUCAUCGUCAUGAACACGGGCAUCCAGGAUUACGUCGACAUGCUCCUCAACCACCUUGUCGGAAUCACGAAUAUCAUCAAGACCAACCCGAGUAACCCACGCUUCUACUAUUACCACUUUGAAGCUCUCGGUGCUGUUGUGAGCUAUGGUUCAUCCGCUGGAACAUUGAAGCUAGAGGACCGUUUAUGGGAGCCUUUCAACCUGAUCAUCACGGAGGAAGUAAACGAAUUCAUGCCAUACGUAUUUCUAAUAUUCUCGAAGCUCCUUGAACUUAACCCGUCUGGGGCACUCCCCAAUCAUUACCAGGCGUUAGUGCCGCUAUUAAUGCUCCCGACGCUCUGGGAGACGAGAGGAAACGUCCCGGCCCUCACGCGACUACUAGCCGCCAUAAUACCUAGAGCUGCGCCAUCGAUAGUGGCGGAAAAUCAAGUCCAAUCCAUUCUAGGCAUCUUCCAGAACCUACUGCGAAGUAAAAGGACGGAGACGAACGCCUUUGACCUGCUCGAGUCGGUCGUCGUGUCGAUCAACCGCGCCGCCAUCGAACCGUAUUUCAAGGACAUCCUCGCGCUCCUCUUCACGAAACUCCAAAGCAACCCGUCAGAAUCGUUCAAGCUCCGAUUUGUGCGAUUUUACCAUCUCGUGUCAGCCAAGGCAGACUCGGGACUCGGAGCCGAUUUCUUCAUCAGCCAAGUAGACCUAGUUCAGCACAACCUCUUCGUCCAAAUCUACCUCGGCAUCAUUCUCCCAACCUCGGAACUGCUGGCUCGCCCGGUCGACCGCAAGCUCGCCGUCAUAUCCUUCGCGAAAUCGCUAGGAGACAGCGCAGCGUUUGCCCAACGCUACGUGAAGGGAUGGCGAUUUACGUGCGAAGCGAUGCUGAAGAUGCUCAUGAACCCACCCAAGGUGACGGCGAGUACGGUCGACGACAUGAUCGACGAGGCAGAUGUGGACGACAUAGGGUUUGGCCUAGCCUUCACCCCUCUAAGCACCUGCAAGAAGGGCGCACGGGACGACUUCCCUGAGACUCAAGACAUACAGAGUUGGGUGCGCCAGUAUCUGACCGAGGCCAACACGCGGCACAGCGGGGCGAUCGCAGGAUUCAUGGACAGAUUAACGGACGAGGGAAGACGAGCGAUGGCGAUCUACGUCAGCUAGCUUUGAAGACGGAGAUUGGGCAGGGAAAACUCAGUGGCGUAA